Molecule: messenger RNA, 381 nt
Organism: Prorocentrum cordatum
Lineage: Eukaryota; Dinophyceae; Prorocentrales; Prorocentraceae
Source: the annotation of a GenBank genome assembly
GCGAGGGUCAGCGAGAUCAAGCGGCAGCGCGAGUCCUUGGACGAUGAGCUUCCGACGGUCAACGUGUCCCUUGCUAAAGGGCGUGAGGACCUGGCGCAGGCGCAGGAGCUGCUGUGCAAAGCCCAUGCCAGCGAGUUCGACGACCCGCUCAAAGCCGUGUCGGCAGGCCUCGCAUCGUCCGUCGUCGAGUCCACGGAGGGGAAGGCAGUGCUGGAGAAGCUUCAGGAGCUGCAGCGUGCAGCCGAGGAGGCGAAGCGCGGGAGUGGCGAGCACGUGGCAGCCAAUGACGGCGACGGGGUCGACAUCGACAUGAAGCUGCUGGGAGCUGGCGACUUCGAGCAGCGGACCGAGGAGCUCCGCAGAGCAGGAGAGGAGCUCAAG